AUGAACUCCCCGGUGUCGUUGCGGGACGCCGCGAUGCGCAAGGCCCGCGCCCAGGUGGGGAAGCGACGCAUCUUUCUCAAGUCCUUCUUCGCCGACUUUGACCAUCUACACUGCGGCCGUAUCACAGCCGCGCAGUUUGCUCGCGUCUUGACGAACAACGAUGUGCACCUCUCUCCAGAGGAGAUGCAUGCGCUCUCGCACAGCUUUGCGCCUGCCAUUGCGGCUGGGACUUCGGCGGCGGUGGAUGACGCUGCCGCGGAUGCCUCGGGCAGCGACAACACAGAGGUGCUCUACGAGGACUUCCUCGCCGCUCUCGAGGUUGGACCAGGCAGCAGGGCUUCUGUUUGCCGCUCGGCUCCAAGUAUCGCCCUUACCCCAGCUGAGGAGGCCCGCUUGCAGCCGUUCAGAAGGAUGCUGCAGCACGCCAUUCAAACACAUGGCAUCUCGCUGACGGCCCCGCUCCGCGACUUGGACCCUCUUCGAACUGGCCGCGUCACUGUCGCGCAGUUCCGUCGCUGCCUGCCUUUCUCCGCUUCCCUUACAGAGGAGGCGAUGGACUUGUUCGCGAAGGAGUACAGCGACGAUCACGGGGGCGUCUACUAUAUGGCGUGGUGCCGCGCCAUGGACCCGUCGCUCAACGAGCGAACGAACGAGGAGGACGCGCUCGGCGCAGCGAACUCCGCGCGACUGCGCGCUAUGGACAAGGAACAGUUGAACCAGUGGAAGACCGGCACCGUCUCGUCGCUCGUGUGCCCCGACUCUUUCACCAACACGCGGCUCUCCGCCGAUGAGUUGAUUGCCGUGUUUCGCCAGCAAUGCGCUCUCUACCGACUGCGCUACGAGGACGGCUUUGCUGACUACGACAAGAUGAAGACCGGCAAAGUCACAGUGGCGCAGUUCGAGUCAGUGCUGGGUCGCAUGCCCCUCGUGCACUUUGCACUGCGGCCGGAGAACAUCGACACCCUCGCCCGCGCGUAUAUCAGCAGCGGGAACCACAGCGCCAGCGCCAACGGUGUGGUCGUGAACGCGCCGAGCGGACCGGUGGUGGAGUAUCGGGCGUUCCUCCGCGACAUUAACCCCUCGCAGGCAUUGCAGCAGACGGCGGAUGGUCGCACCGCUGCGACUAACUUCUUUGCUUCCACCCACGCCGCUGACACCUACUUGACGAGCUCUGAUGAUCAACAGAAAGCCGAGACGCUUCUCUCACAGCUGCGCGCGCUCGUGCAGUCCAACCGGAUUUGCCUGAGCCCUGUUCUCCGUGACUUUGACCGGGUGCGGAAAGGCAUCUACGAGCAUCGCACCUGCACCCGCACCCGCUUUGCGCGAGGCCUUGCGACUCAGAACAUCAUGCUACCGCCUGAGCAGCUGCAGCUGCUGAUCCGAAAGUACACCGUGCCGAACCCCGACGGGUCACCGAGCAGCGAGGUGAACUACUACCUGUUCGUCCAGGACGUCGAUCCAUCGCAGGCGAACGGCGGCAACGGCACCAGGAGUGCCCGCGUGCCUAACACUACUUGCCUAGGUGUACCCUCUUUUACCAGUGCCGCAUCCACUGCAGUCGCCUCGGAAACUUUGCCCACGAAAGAGAGCGUACUGGCGCGCGUGGCGCUGCAGGUUGUGGCGCGCCGCCUGCACGUGGCUGCCUUCUUUUCUGAUUUCGAUCCCCUUCACAGCGGCGUCAUGCCGAAGGGUCGUCUAGGCAUCGCACUGGGGCAGGCUGGUUUUCAGCUGCUGCCGGAGGAGCUGGCGGUGCUGCAGAGCGCCUUUGCGUCGACGCGCAUCCGCGACAGCGUGGAUACACAGAAGCUGGCGACUGCGGUCGAGGCAGCCGUCGCGGCACUGCGUGCCAGCCGCGUUGCGGAGACGACCGGGGGUGGAGGUGGCGGAGGCACCGCCCGGGGCGCAGAGUGCGUGGCGCAAGUGGAAGCUCUGCUGAGUCGCGUGCGUCACAACGUCCGCGUGCACAAUGCGCUACUGCUGCCCUUCUUCGCAGACUUUGAUCACCAUCACCGCGGCGUCAUCACACCAACUCAGUUUGCUCAAGCAUGUGUGCGGCAUCACUUGCCCUUGACCCAGCCGGAGCUCUCGACGCUUGCGUCAUGGUACAGCGCCGGCGACGCGGUGACGCCUGGCACUGAUGGUGUGCGCUACCUCGCCUUCGUGCGAGACGUCGGCUGCGAGGAGGAGUCGGCGCAGUAUGCGUUGGCGCAGACGGCCAGCGCCUCCAGCGGUGCAGUGAACACGGGCUUGUCGGCGUCUGCCCGCGCAGCUAUCGAGGCGGCGGCUGAUGUGGAUGAGGUACUUACCCGCAUCUGCGUUUUUCUGCAGGAACGGCGGCCGUCACUGACCGAGUUCUUCCCUGAUGGUGAUGAGCUUCGCCACCACCACGUAACUCCAUCACGGUUCCGCCACUGCAUAACGAUGCUGGGUCUUACCGACAUGACGGAGGCGCAGCUCAGCGCUCUGGAGGGCGCCUUUGCGUCAGCCAAGUCCCCGGGCGACAUCGACUACCCAGCCUUUGCUUACACCGUACGGGCCAUGCUGGCCGACGGCGCAGGUGCGGCCGCCGUGUCGCAGCGACGGCUGCAGGGGCCUGCAUCUUCUGGCCGCCGCCUCAUCACUUCGACGGGAGACUCCGUUGCUACACACACAACCGCCGCGCAGGGCUUUGCGGCUGCCACACUCGAGCACGUUAAGCGCACCCUCAAGGCACGCCACACGGCCACCAUUAUUGCUUUCCGAGAAUACGACCGAGCUCGCAAGGGCUACGUUACCGAGGGCCAGUUUUUCGCCUGUUUGCAGGCGCUCGGCGUGCUGCUGAAACCGAGCGAGGCGGCGGCGCUGCUGCAGCUUUACGCGGUUGGCAAUGGGCAGGUGCACUACCUCGCCUUUGCACACGAGGUGGACGAUGAGUCGCUCAUCGCCGUGAGCUAG
This is a messenger RNA of Leishmania braziliensis MHOM/BR/75/M2904, 2934 nucleotides long. RefSeq lists its product as hypothetical. The coding region runs from base 1 to 2934 and encodes 977 amino acids. The transcript has a single exon. Gene Ontology annotation, molecular function: calcium ion binding. The record is from RefSeq and is a predicted model, not a curated record. NCBI's taxonomy places the organism in Eukaryota, Euglenozoa, Kinetoplastea, Trypanosomatida, Trypanosomatidae.